Molecule: messenger RNA, 1085 nt
Organism: Branchiostoma belcheri (Belcher's lancelet)
Lineage: Eukaryota; Metazoa; Chordata; Leptocardii; Amphioxiformes; Branchiostomatidae
Product: ras-related and estrogen-regulated growth inhibitor-like
Exons: 5
Coding region: 326-1015 (229 amino acids)
Molecular function (GO): GTPase activity; GTP binding
Source: RefSeq, a predicted model, not a curated record
UCAGGGUAGAGAAAAUAGUUCUUAUUUACAAAGUGCAGACCCAUCCAUUGUGGGGCGGACCAGGUGUUAACGUACAUGCGGUAAUUUAUCGCCAUUUUGUCUGGAGUUCAACAUCACACCUAACAGGUUACUGAGUAAUGCAGACUUUGGAAUCUGACUGAGCGGACCGUAGCUUGUUCGUACCUGUGUAUGACUGAAACAUCGUCUGGAUACGGCAACGUCGGCAUUUGCAGAACAACGUUUAAUUAGUAGAUUUCACAGACAUUCCUCUGGAUCGUGGAUAUCACGCAGUACAUUUGGUGAAAAUUUAGAUCGGUCAUCAACAAUGGAGGACCCUUUCGACGGCACUGUACAGAGUACGUUUACCAGAAAGGGGUCCAAAAGUAAGAUGAACCGGCGCGGCUCGGACUGCAAGGCUACCGAGGCGAAGCUGGUUGUCUCGGGGAAGAUGGGAGUGGGAAAAUCAGCACUAGUCGUCCGGUAUUUGACAAAGCGGUUUAUCUGGGAAUACGACCCAACAUUAGAGUCCACGUAUCGUCACCAGAUCACCAUAGAAGAUGACGUGAUAAACAUGGAGAUACUGGACACAGCCGGGCAACUUGGGGAAGAUAGCACAAAUCAAUGGGAGGGUCACGUGAGAUGGGGAGACGGCUUCCUAUUGGUCUACAGCGUGGACGACAGGGAGAGUUUUGAGAACAUUGCUCAGCUGAAAAACUUUUUGGACGAUAUCAAGAAGCCCAGAAACGUUUCCAUGGUGAUGAUGGCAAACAAGACGGACUUGGAGCGAGAGCGCAUCGUGUCGACGGAGGAAGGAGAGAAGCUAGCGCAGGAUUUGGCGUGUGCGUAUUACGAGGGUUCUGCGUUGCUAGGCGACGGCGUCAUCAGCGAGGCCAUCGAGGAACUGUGUCGGGAAGUGCGCAGGCGCAAAAUGAUGGAGGGAAAACAGCGCAGGCGCAGCUCGUCUCAGCAAGUCAAGCAGGUGUUCAACAGAGUUCUGACCAAAAUUUACAGCUAAAUACACACAUACAGAUGUAUCCAUGGAUUAAAUGCAAUAUCGUCCGGAACUCCAAAGAAAUUCUAAGAAG